Carica papaya (papaya) is the source of this 936-nucleotide messenger RNA. Its product is annotated as PLAT domain-containing protein 3-like. Gene Ontology annotation, molecular function: protein binding. The record is from RefSeq and is a predicted model, not a curated record. Lineage: Eukaryota; Viridiplantae; Streptophyta; Magnoliopsida; Brassicales; Caricaceae.
CUCCACUGGAUCACACCCCACCUCUUUCCCUAUAUAUGUAACACACUAAAUCCACCACGAAUCUCUCUCACGGGAUUUUAACAACAAUGGCUGAUCGCACGAACGCUCUCGUCUUCUCUCUCCUCCUCAUCGUCUCCUUCUCCACGAUCGGCUUUUCUCAGGAUCAGGUAGAUUGUGUGUACACGGUGUACGUCCGAACCGGGUCGAUCAUCAAGGGAGGAACCGACUCCAUCAUCAGCCUCACACUCUACGACGCCUACGGCUACGGUGUUCGGAUCCCGAAUCUGGAGGCGUGGGGCGGGUUGAUGGGACCCGGCUACAACUACUUCGAGAGGGGCAAUCUCGACAUUUUCAGCGGCCGUGGCCCCUGCCUCACAGCCCCCGUCUGCGCCAUGAAUCUCACCUCCGACGGGUCGGGGCCCCACCACGGCUGGUACUGCAACUACGUCGAGGUCACCACAACUGGAGUCCACACUCCCUGUGCCCAGAAGCAGUUCACCGUCGAGCAGUGGCUCGCCCGUGAUGCGGCGCCGUUUGAACUCACGGCUAUUCGUAAUGAAUGCCCGUCCGAUGUUAUGGGGCUCCGCGAUCCUGUGGAGUCCGGACCCGUUGGAUCGGUCUCCGAUUCUUAAUGAGAGAGCCUUGAUUAUGGGUGGAUUUUUGUCGGGUCGGGCCGAUUAAUAAGUUAAUUAAGGUGGUAAUGAUGAGUAUUAGUACUGUAAGUAUUGUUGUGGUGAGUGAACGUUCCUACUUGGAGUCAAUACGCAGAUGAUGUUGUUUGGUUGUGGAGAUUCGGAUCCGGAGACGGUAUCCAAUUUGAGAGUAAAUUAUUAGCACAACGAACAUUUUGUCUUUCUUAUCAUCAAUGCUUAUUUAUUGGGUAUUGAUGGUACAAUAUAAUGUGUUUGAAUAACAUAAAGUUUAUUUCAUAUUAAA